This is a messenger RNA of Mangifera indica (mango), 1635 nucleotides long. Its product is annotated as ankyrin repeat-containing protein BDA1-like. Gene Ontology annotation, molecular function: protein binding. The record is from RefSeq and is a predicted model, not a curated record. The transcript has 2 exons. The coding region runs from base 51 to 1547 and encodes 498 amino acids. NCBI's taxonomy places the organism in Eukaryota, Viridiplantae, Streptophyta, Magnoliopsida, Sapindales, Anacardiaceae.
UUAUUCUCCGAUAGGCUGAAAAAUUUGCAAAAUUGAUCACUAAUCGUAGAAUGGAAGGCCCCAGCAGCAUGGUGAGAGUUGAUACGUUGCGGAAUCUACAGAACCUGGCCAAGGAAGGAGAUGUGGAAGCAUUAUUUUCAAUACUUGAAGAGGAUCCCAACGUUUUAGAGCGUAUUGAUCAAGUACCAUUUGUGACAACUCCCUUGCACACAGCUGCAAGGGAGGGAAAGUUCCAUUUCGCCAAGGAAAUACUAAACUUAAUGCCAUCAUUUGCUUCGAAGCGAGACCAUCUUGGGCGUAGCCCCCUCCAUUUGGCUUUGGAAGGGAAGCACCUGCAGAAAGGGCUGAAUCCUUGUGAUCCGGAUUUGGAGUUGCAGUACCAGAAAAUUGUAUCAUGGUUGAUAAAACAUCCCAGUGAGCUUGUCCGUGUUAAAGCAAAGGGAAUGGCUACUCCUUUGCACUAUGCAGCUGAACUAGAUGAUGAAUCCAGUUUGGAUGAGUUUUUGCAUGUUUGUCCAUCAUCAAUAGAAGAUUUGACUGUUAAAUCUGAAACUGCCAUCCAUGUCGCCAUCAAAAACAAGAAUUUGAAUGCCUUUAAAGUGUUGUUAGGAUGGCUUCGAUACUUCAACAAAAAAGAGAUGCUGCACAGUAAGGACGACGAAGGAAACAAUGCAUUGCAUACAGCAGUAUCUGCAAAUCAACCUGAGGUGGUGAAGCUGUUGAUUGGAUGUAUGAAAGUGAAUAUAGAGAACAGUAAUGGUUUGACAGCUUUGGACAUGGCUCAAGGUGUGGAAAAUGCAGCAGUUAGGAACAUUCUACUUACUGCUAAAGCGAAAACUGCAUCUGAACCCCAUCCGCCUUUAAGAGGUUCAGAAAAAACUUUGAAAUUCAAGAAGUUUUCUGAUGGCUUAUCGUGUUCAGAUAGAAUUGGGAGAAAAUUAAGGCGGUGUUUCCCAGACUUAAAUAAAGUUCCUAUUGAAGUCCGAAAUAUGCUACUUGUGUUUGCAAUUUUGACCGCCACAGCCACAUACCAAGCUGCACUAGCUCCCCCCGGAGGAUAUUGGCAAGAUGACGGCAAACUGCAGCCUGCAGCGAACAACACUGGUAUCAGUAACACCACCACCUCCGCUAUCAGUAACACCAACACCACCACUGCUAUCAGUAACACCACCACUACCGCUAUCAGUAACACCACCACCACCAUCUCUAGUACAGAGCCUUCUGAACAACACCUUGCAGGGAAUAUGAUUCUGGCGGGGUCUCGAUCACAAUUAAUUUUUCUGAUCUGUAAUUCAUUGGCUUUUUCUACUUCUGUGUGCCUAAUUUCGAUUCUCCUAACUGGCCUCCCAUUUCGCGGAAUCAUUCUCACAUUGAUUUUUUUUAUGGUAGUUUCGUAUCAUACUUCUAUUCUUGAAACUUGUCGCAUCACCAAUAGUGCCUCUACGAGGAAAUUUUUUGCGUUUUUUAUUUUUGAAAGUACUUAUUUUGCAUGUUAUUUUUCCUCUUUUAUUUUAACUUUCUACAGAGAUGUAAACGUAGGAAAGUGAACUUAUUUUUAGCUGCUGCUUGUUUAUAUUUUGUUGUUACUUGUAAUGUUGUCUCCUUUUAAUAUAUUUAAUGAAGUUGUUUCUCUGA